AUUUACACCAUUCCCGUAGCAGGAGGACUUCACGCCGCGGGCGUCUUGCAGACUUGAGGAGGGAGCUAACGAAGCCGACGUUCGUAUUUACACGGGCUUUAUGGUGCUCCAUCAGCAUUUAUGUGAGAAACACAACUGAGUGGCGGCGAUCGCUGGUGAUCACAUAAGUGGCACACACCCUCCCUAAGCUGCCUUUCUUUCUUUCUCUCUUUGGUUGCUCGGCUCGCAGCAGUAACAGAAACACUGAUGUUGUAGAACACGAUAAAAGCGCGUGUGAAAGCCUGGGGUUCUUGGUGUGGCUGAAUUCUUCCUGGAUCUGAACGGUAUAUUCAGAAGACUGAAGCCCAGACUGACAGUCUACCUUUCACGGAAGCCCAGCCGUGAGAGGAGAGAGGAAGGCACCUGGCAGAUCAUGACAACCGACAAAGACAAGGAGCGGGAGCGCGAAAGGGAUCGGCGGGACAAGGUCCGGGAAAGUGAGAGCGCCCGGCCGCGGCGCAGCUGUACCCUUGAGGGUGGUGCCCGGAACUAUGCCGAGAGUGACCACAGCGAAGAUGAAGAUAACGACGGUGGUGGAGCUGCUGCUGCCGCUGAGGAGGCAGCCAAAAAGGGCAAGAAGAAGACACCCAAGAAGAAGUCCCGUUACGAGCGCACUGAGAAUGGCGAAAUCACCUCCUUCGUUACUGAGGAUGAUGUGGUCUACCGGCCAGGCGACUGUGUGUACAUUGAGAGCCGCCGACCCAACACGCCCUACUUCAUCUGUAGCAUUCAGGACUUCAAGCUCAGUAAACGGGACCAUCUGCUGAUGAACGUCAAGUGGUACUACCGGCAGUCAGAGGUGCCCGACUCCGUAUACCAACACCUGGUGCAGGAUCGCAACAAUGAGAAUGACUCGGGCAGAGAGCUGGUCAUCACAGACCCGGUGGUGAAGAGUCGCGAGCUCUUCAUCUCAGACUAUGUGGACACUUACCAUGCUGCUGCCCUCAGAGGGAAGUGUAACAUCACCCACUUUUCUGACAUAUUUACUGCUCGGGAGUUCAAAGCAAACAUCGACUCCUUCUUCUACAUCUUGGGAUACAACCCGGAGACCAGGCGACUCAACAGCACUCAGGGGGAGAUCCGGGUAGGCCCGAGUCACCAGGCCAAGCUUCCCGAACUGCAGCCCUUCCCAUCUCCUGCUGGCCACACAGUGACCGAGAAAGAAGAGCUGGUGUGGAUGCCGGGGGUUAACGAUUGCGACCUGCUGAUGUACCUGCGAGCGGCCAGGAGCAUGGCAGCAUUUGCAGGAAUGUGUGAUGGGGGAUCCACUGAGGAUGGUUGUUUGGCUGCUUCUCGAGAUGAUACUACACUUAAUGCAUUAAACACAUUACAUGAGAGCAGCUAUGAUGCUGGCAAGGCUCUCCAGCGUCUGGUGAAGAAACCAGUGCCCAAACUGAUUGAGAAGUGCUGGUCUGAGGAUGAAGUGAAGCGGUUCAUUAAAGGUCUUAGGCAGUACGGCAAGAACUUCUUCAGGAUCCGCAAAGAACUGCUGCCCAACAAGGAGACGGGGGAACUGAUCACUUUUUACUACUACUGGAAGAAGACCCCCGAGGCAGCAGGUUCACGUGCCCACCGGAGGCAUCGCCGUCAGCCCGUCUUCCGACGGAUCAAGACACGCACAGCCUCUACUCCUGUCAACACUCCAUCCCGGCCACCCUCUAGCGAGUUCUUGGACCUCAGCUCGGCCAGUGAGGAUGACUUUGACAGCGAGGACAGCGAGCAGGAGCUGAAAGGCUACGCUUGCCGUCACUGCUUCAGCACCACCUCCAAGGACUGGCACCACGGGGGCCGGGAGAACAUCCUGCUUUGCACCGACUGCCGCCUCCACUUCAAGAAGUACGGAGAGCUACCACCUAUUGAGAGGCCAGUUGACCCACCUCCCUUCAUGUUUAAACCUGUCAAGGAGGAGGAGGAUGGACCUGGCGGGAAGCACAACAUGAGAACCCGGCGCAGUCGUGGUUCGAUGUCCACUCUGCGGAGCGGCCGCAAAAAGCAAUCGGGAAGCCCCGACGGCCGCGCCUCACCACCAACAGAGGACCAGCAUUCCAUUGGACGAGCCUCUCCCAGUGCCGGUAGCACCUCCAGCACAGACAGCAAAGCCGACUCCAUUAAGAAGGCCAGCAAGAUAAAGGAUGAGGUGCCUUCCUCCAUGAAGAGGGCAAAGAGACAGCGGGAUAAGGGAACUUCAGACACAGAGGAACCAGAAAGGGCCACUUCCAAGAAGUCCAAGACCCAGGAGCUAAGUCAUCCAGAUUCCCCAUCAGAAGGCGAGGGUGAAGGCGAGAGUUCAGACGGUCGCAGUGUGAACGACGAAGGCAGCAGUGACCCCAAGGAUAUCGAUCAGGACAACCGCAGCUCAUCACCCAGUAUCUCCAGCCCCCGUGACAACGAGAGCGACUCAGACUCCUCUGCUCAGCAGCAGGCACCACAAGCACAGCACCCUCCUAUCAUUCAGAUGCCCCCAACCACAUCGACUGCUGCCACCACCUCUUUGGCACCACCCGUAUCUGGGACUUCUGCUGUUUCCCCCCAACCAUCUUCAUCUAUGCUAACCACUUCCAUGCAACCACUCAUCCAGUCUGGGACACCCCUGCAACCCCAAAGAGUACCCUCCCCCAGCUUGUCCCUGCAGGGUCUUCCUCAGGGUCAAGUUUCUUCUCAGACAGGCAGCCAACCACUGCAUUCUCCUCUGCACACACAGUUGCCACCCUUGCCUCACCAACCGCAAGGUGGCUCUGCCCACCUGCCACCCCCACACACCUUGUCGUCCCAACCCUACUCAUUGUCCUCCCAUUCUCAGGUUUCCCUGACACCUUCUGUCCCCAGUCAGGCCACGCAGCGGUCCCACACACCCCCUUCACAGGUGCAAGCUCCCUCUCAAGGCCCACCCCGGGAGCAGCCGCUUCCCCCCACACCGAUGUCCAUGCCCCACAUCAAGCCUCCACCCACCACCCCUAUUCCACAGAUUUCCAACCCACAGUCUCACAAGCACCCCCAGCAUCUUGCAGCACCCCCCUUCCCGCAGAUGCCUUCCAAUUUGCCUCCACCACCAGCCCUAAAACCCUUGAGUUCCCUGUCCACACACCACCCACCCCCAGCACAUCCACCCCCGCUACAGCUCAUGUCCCAGAGCCAGCCACUGCCUCCCCCUGUGCUUACACAGUCCCAAAACCUCCCCCCAGCCCCUCCCGCUAGUUCUGCCUCUCAGGCUCCAUUCCCUCCCCAUCCUUUCCUCCCAACAGGCUCUUCAGCUUCAUCUACCUCUGUGCCCCUGCCUGCCUCUAUGAACACCCCUUGCCCAGGACCUUCAGCUUCCCUGGCUGUGCAGAUCAAGGAGGAGCCUUUGGAUGAUCCAGAGGAGCCAGAGAGCCCACCCCCUCCACAGAGGAGCCCUUCCCCCGAGCCAACAGUGGUCAACACCCCAAGUCACGCCAGCCAGUCUGCACGGUUCUACAAGUACUUGGACCGGGGCUACAACUCAUGUGCUCGGACAGACCUGUACUUCACGCCGUUGGCAGCCUCCAAGCUGGCUAAGAAGAGGGAGGAGGCCCUGGAGAGGGCCAAGCGGGAAGCAGAGCAGAAGGCUCGUGAGGAGAAGGAACGGGAGAGGGAGAAAGAGCGGGAGAGAGAGCGAGAGAGGGAGGCAGAGCGAGCCACUAAAGCUUCCAGUUCAUCCCAUGAUAGCCGGAUAGGUGAGCCCCAGAUGCCUGGUCCUACUCAUCUGCGGCCAUCGUUCGAGCCACCGCCCACCACCAUUGCCGCAGUGCCGCCCUACAUUGGGCCAGACACACCUGCCCUGCGCACACUCAGCGAGUAUGCAGCCCGGCCACACGUCAUGUCACCCUCCAACCGCAACCACCCGUUCUUUGUGUCACUCAACCCAGCUGACCCGCUGAUGGCGUACCACAUGCCGGGUCUCUAUAGUACUGACCCAGCCAUGCGCGAGCUGCGGGAGCGAGAGCUGCGGGAGCGCGAAAUCCGGGAGAGGGAGUUGCGGGAGAGGAUGAAGCCCGGGUUUGAGGUGAAGCCUCCAGAGCUGGACGGUCUGCAUCCAAGCGCCAACCCCAUGGAGCACUUUGCACGCCAUGGCGCGCUGUCAUUGCCACCCAUGGCUGGCGCACACCCUUUUGGCCCGUUUCACCCAGGCCUUAAUCCACUGGAACGGGAGCGACUGGCACUGGCUGGCCCACAACUGAGGCCUGAGAUGAGCUACGGCGAGCGGCUGGCAGCUGAGCGCUUGCACGCCGAGCGCAUGGCCUCCAUGGCUAAUGACCCCAUCGCCCGGCUGCAGAUGUUCAACGUGACACCGCACCACCAUCAGCACUCGCACAUCCACUCACACCUACACCUGCACCAGCAGGACCCUCUACAUCAAGGUGGUGGUGGUGAAUGUCUUGUGUGUUCUCCAGGGUCUGGGGCCCACCCGCUGAUAGACCCCUUGGCUGGCCCACACUUGACCCGGUUCCCCUACCCCCCUGGUGCCAUCCCCAAUCCCUUGCUAGGACAGCCACCUCAUGAGCACGAGAUGCUGCGCCAUCCAAUGUUUGGAGCACCAUACCCACGGGAGUUACAAGGGGCACUGCCACCCCCCAUGUCAGCUGCACACCAGCUGCAGGCUAUGCAUGCACAGUCAGCAGAGCUGCAGCGCCUAGCUAUGGAACAGCAGUGGAUUCAUGGACACCACCACAUGCAUGGGGGGCCACUGCCUGGGCAGGAGGACUACUACAGUCGUCUGAAGAAAGAGAGUGACAAGCAGUUGUAACCCUUGGAGAGAGGAUGAGAACACAGUUUCACAGAGCACACGAAGUUGCAAAAGGACAGAUUCGGCAUGAUGGCAUCCUCUGAAAACAUCUUUUUUUCCCCCCCCCUUUCAGGAUAUCUUUGUUUUUAACAAAAAAGACUUAAUUUGGUAUACAGCAUCAAAGUAGCAGCCAUGUUCAAAGGACUGACAUGACUUCCCUGCAUGAAAUAUAUUCAGAGGCUGUCCUGGCAUUUCUGUAGGUGCUAGUAUGCAAGACUCUUUCACUGUGUUUAAUGAAAACAGAAAGAACAGCUGGGCCAUUACAUUGGAAGUUUUUGAAGUGCUGUCUUUAAAUUUAUUUUAUUACAUUGUAAGAAGUCUCUAAGGAAAGCUGCAGCAUGGUAUUUUAGAUCUGUAAAUAAUAUAUAAAUAUAUAAAUAUAUAAAAAAAAUAUAUAAAUAUUAUAGUUAUUACUAUUGUUAUUAUUGUGAGGUGUGGAUUCUUACCAGAGGUUUUAGACCUCCAUUAUUACUGAUUAGUAUCAGUAUCCCUUUGUUUCAGAGGGGAGCACAGUGGCAUUAAAUGGUUCCUCCUCAGCUGGAUGCAGCUCAUGAAAGGGGAAGCGGGAUUUGCGUGUUCACCCUGUGAUUGUGCAGCUCUCAGUUGGCAGUGCUCACGGUUUCCCCCGGGGACAGCAUGCUGCAGUGAGCCUUGGGUUAGUAGCCCUGCUUACAGUGCAUGCUAUUCCAUAGCCCUGGGUGGUACAAGUGCACUUUCACACUCUGCAUUGUCCUUAACCAAAGCUUUCAUUAGUUUGGGAAAAGCCCUUGUGAAAUGUUAAUUGGAAUAAAUAAGCAACUGUUCAUAUACUGUGGCAACAAAAACCACAGUACUGGUACAAACAGAAGCUUUUUUCACCCCAUUUCAAAAAGAUGGUCUUGUAAACAUGAUCUUUUCAAAGAGAAAAGUACUUACCGUAGAGACAUUUGGGUCCUCUUGUCGCAGUUACACUAUUUUUGUAUUCAAGUUUGUUUUUAUAAGAGUAAGUCUGCUUGUUGGUGCUAUUCAGGAACCAAUGGCAAAGCUCCCGUUCUCUUCAGGUGUUUGCUACUUUGGAAGUUGGAGUAAGGUCUGUGCUUCUUGAGCUGCUCGUUCCACGAAGUGGGGGGUGAGGACACAAUCCCCUUGGAAGAGAACAGGCUUUUCAAGUUUGUUUCUUCAUUCCACAGUCUCUUUAAGGUGUGUGUGUGUGUGUGUGUGUGUGUGUGUGUGUGUGUGUGUGUAAGCACAUGCAUAUGUGCAGAUAUGUACAUUGUACUCUACCAGUAUCAGAUUUUUAGCUAUAGCCUGUCACAUGACCUAUUUGUUAAACUGUUUUAUAGUUUAAGGGCAAUUCCCCAUUUAUCAUUUACUGCUGUGAACAAAGUACUGCAAUUUAAUGAAUUGCUUUUGUAGUAUUAACUUCAUUACCAUUACAGUUGAACAGUUAAUAUACAUCUGUUUAGACAUUUCAUUAACAGCGGUUUAGCAUUAAAAUCAGCCCCAGGUUUAAAAAGAACAGUUAUCUAACCAUUUGAUUUCUGUUUAAGGUGCAAAUGCAUUAUUUACUUCCUCAGUCUUUCCAUUUACCAGUCUGUCUUGUGCCAUGUCAUAAGCAUUUUUCCUCUAUCUUCCUCUCUUCUUUGGUCUCAAGCCUUUGAUGUUAAGUGUUGUCAAUGGUUUAGCUUGUUGUUUCAAAUCGGCAAUAGCAGAAUGUGUAUUCUGACUGCUAAAAUUUAUAUAUACCGGUAUCUUAAAGCUUAUUGUAUAUAUUAGUAGUUUGCCAUGGGAUGAAACAAUGGAAACAAAAAGUAGAAAUGAGAACCGAGUCCUGUGUUUUCUCCGUUUUGAGUAUUUUGUAUUCUUUCUUUUUUGAGAAUUUGUGGAAUUAAAUUAAAAUAAAAAUAAA
Messenger RNA from Scleropages formosus (Asian bonytongue), 6728 nucleotides. Its product is annotated as arginine-glutamic acid dipeptide repeats protein-like. Gene Ontology annotation, biological process: regulation of DNA-templated transcription. NCBI's taxonomy places the organism in Eukaryota, Metazoa, Chordata, Actinopteri, Osteoglossiformes, Osteoglossidae. The record is from RefSeq and is a predicted model, not a curated record. The transcript is spliced from 22 exons. Bases 413 to 4801 code for a protein of 1462 amino acids. Gene Ontology annotation, cellular component: nucleus. Gene Ontology annotation, molecular function: transcription corepressor activity; chromatin binding; sequence-specific DNA binding.